Sebastes umbrosus (honeycomb rockfish) is the source of this 4670-nucleotide messenger RNA. It is a transcript of the gene socs6a, whose product is annotated as suppressor of cytokine signaling 6. The record is from RefSeq and is a predicted model, not a curated record. The transcript has 3 exons. NCBI's taxonomy places the organism in Eukaryota, Metazoa, Chordata, Actinopteri, Perciformes, Sebastidae. Gene Ontology annotation, molecular function: 1-phosphatidylinositol-3-kinase regulator activity. Bases 631 to 2241 code for a protein of 536 amino acids. Gene Ontology annotation, cellular component: phosphatidylinositol 3-kinase complex. Gene Ontology annotation, biological process: phosphatidylinositol phosphate biosynthetic process; protein ubiquitination; regulation of growth.
GUUGCUCUGCCUCUGGGAUGUAGAAACUUGCUGCUGCUGCUGCUGCUGCUGAUUCGCUGCAUCUCAAUCUGCUCCCACAAUUCAACAGGCAACAAAGGAAGAAAGGAAGAAGAGGCCGUGAGCUACAAUAAAGUGUGAGCCAACCUGGACAGAAAGAAGACACCUUAUUGUGUCAUAAACCCGCACGUUUAGAGAAAGAAGAACCAACAACCCGGCCUGACAUGAACAUGUUAUAACACUGUCGUUUGGGAGCAGAGAGCUGACUAAAGAGGAAGGGGAUGUUUUCGACUAGCAGAUGCUAACAAAGCUAGCUGAGUGACCUAGCUAAGCUAACAUUAGCCAACAGUCGUGAAGGAGGUUCGUGUUGUUACAGGACACAUGCCAACACUUCUGGGUUAUUUUGCAGAGUAAGACACGAAGGAGUGACCUGCAUCAAAUGAAAGGUGGUGGUGGAAGUGGAACUUGACCCAUCACAACUGAGUCACCAUUUCCCUGCACAUAAUGGGUUUGAUGGCUCCACUGUUUGCAUGACUUGUUUCGUGCGGCCUGAUGGGAGGACGCUGUGGAUAGUACUUUCAUCAGGAUACCAGGAGAGCCAACCCAUGCCCCCGCUUUGGAGGGCCUGUCAGAAUGAAGAAGAUAAGCCUUAAGACCAUCCGCAAGUCCCUCAGCAUAAAGGGCAAAGAGGAGGGUGACUUUGUCAUGCUCCAGCAGCCCUCGGUGACUACAGAGUUUUCUAAGGAAGAGUCACUUUUUGGGGGCUGCUACACCAAAGAGCUCUCUGGCUGCGACCUUGGUGGUGAGGAGGACAAAGGAGGCCAGAAUAAGGGCCGCUCAAAGAGCGAGAGCCUGAUGGGAUCGCUAAAGAGGAGACUGUCUGCUAAGCAGAAGGCGAAAGUGAAAGGCAGCUCCUCUGCCAUAGGCUCAGUGGAAGACGACGACAACUUCUCAUCCUCUUCCGUGCCCAUCAGCUUCAAUGAGGUGAAAGCCCAGAGACCCCUUAGAUCUGCAUCCCUACGGAGUCACCAUUAUAGCCCCUCGCCGUGGCCUCUGCGGUCAGUCAACUCUGACGAGGCGUGCAUAAAGAUGGAGGUAAAAGUUAAAGCCAUGGUUCACUCUCCCAGCCCAAGUCCCAACUUAAAUGGUGUCCGGAAAGAAUUUCAUGAUUUUCAAAUGGAAGGGCUCUUUCAGGACCAAGCAGAAUCCUUAAAGAAUCUCCAGCAGACACAAAACGGGGAUCUGCAUCUAGAUAUUGAUGAAAAUGACGUGCCUGUGGUGCUGGGGUUGACUCCCCAGGACUACAUCCAGUACACAAUGCCUUUAGAUGAGGGAAUGUACCCAGAAGGGUCCCACUCCUUCUGCCUGGACAGCUCCUCUCCUAUGGAGGUGGUGACUGAAGCAGACAAUGGGUCCCUCCACACAGACCAGGGACAGGAGGAGCAUGAACUGGUUAGUGGGAUGCCUCCGGAUCUCUUCAUGGAAACCUCAGUUAAUAGUCUUCUCAUCGGUUCCGCUGGUUUGAUGCUCCAAAGCUGUAGAGCAGAGGUCCCACCUCCCCUCUCUCCACUCCUGCCGCCCAUGAUAAGUAAUGGACUUCUUCCGAGGACUUUUUCAGGGUUCAGCUCUUCGGACAGCCAGAUGGCCGAGAGGGUAAGACACCACCUCAACUUUGACCCGCAUACAGCUCCUGGGGUCAGUCGGGUGUACGACUCGGUCCAGACCAGCGGGCCCAUGGUCGUCACCAGUCUGACCGAGGAGCUGAAGAAGCUGGCGAGGCAGGGCUGGUACUGGGGCCCCAUCACGCGCUGGGAGGCGGAGGAAAAGCUGGUCAACUUGGCCGACGGCUCAUUCCUGGUCAGAGACAGCUCAGAUGACAGGUACCUGCUCAGCCUGAGUUUCAGGUCACAGGGCAAAACCCUCCACACCCGCAUCGAACACUCCAACGGACGCUUCAGCUUCUACGAGCAGCCCGACGUGGAGGGACACACGUCCAUCGUUGACUUAAUCGAACACUCUAUCAGAGACUCGGAAAAUGGAGCUUUUUGCUAUUCCAGGUCUCGCCUACCAGGGUCCGCAACCUACCCCGUCAGACUAACCAACCCAGUAUCUCGGUUUAUGCAAGUGCGCUCGCUGCAGUAUCUCUGUCGCUUUGUCAUUAGACAAUACACAAGGAUAGACCUGAUCCAGAAACUGCCCUUACCUAACAAGAUGAAAGAUUAUCUGCAGGAGAAGCACUACUGAGGACACAGAGAUAGGACAGUGGUAGCAAUUUGCACUUUUGUGUUCAGUUAAGAGAUUUAAACAAGGUUUACAGACAACCACAGUUUUGAGACGAUUGGUUCUGGUGGCUCUUGAUUUGUGUCCAGGUGACUCUGUCACUGUUAAGUCCUCCAUUCCACUGUUCUGGGUUUGUUUUCGCUGGUUUCAGGAGGCUCUGCUUCCAGAAACAUAGGCCAGCAAAUAAUCUAUAGAAGAGAUAUACAGCCAAGUUGUCUUAGUUGCAUAGAUUAAGUGCAGAACAUUAGACAUGCAUUGGGAUGUAUGGUAAGUGUAACAUCCAGCUGUGCAAGUAGAGCAGAAAUUGAGUCUGUAGGAAAAAAUAAAUUUCCACUCUGAAUUUGAAAAUUAAUUUAACUUUUUAUCCACCAAAUUGUACAUUUUAAAAGAUGAAGAAAAGUAUUGCUACAAUGAAGUUUGUAAAUCAGAUGUUAAGCUCUCUGCAGACUGACCAAUUUUGAUCAUCUUUAGCUUUUUAUUACUUGUCAGAUUGUGCAUUAUGAACCAUCUUUUUCAGCGCGACCAGACUGCAUUCGGCAAAUCUGUGCAAUUUGUCAAAUCGCAAGGCUAGGCUUCAUCGUAUGUAACAAGUGAUGAUGGCCAGCCUAUGAUUUUCAUAUUAACCAGAUUUUUGAAAAAUGUACAAACUUAACUCCUUAUCCAAUGGAUGCAGUUUCUUCCUCAGGUAUUAUCUGGCUCUGUCACUGACUCUGUCAUGUCAUGCAGCUGACAUACUACAAAUACAUUAGUGCAUCAGUAUGCAUAGCCUAGUGCAGGCUUUAUUUUUGAAUUUGUCAUGCUUCCUACUUUCAGUUGUACAAACUUGGACAUUAAUAGAAAUGGAUGCGUAUUGGUCAAACAAAAAACUCUUAACACUAACCUCAGCACCAUAUCAAUAAAAAACUAAAUCAGAGUAACCAGGUCCACAACAUUAACAACAUUUUUCUGCAAAAGAUGUCUAAAAUGUGCUAGUCUGUGAGAGGGUUUAAACCGUUCGGUCAGAGAAAAAGUAACUUUAAAUUGUACGGCUGCAUGUAGCCAUUAUAUAAUGUGCAAGCCUAAAGGUACUGACGAUGCUGGAUUUUAAUGUGCUGUUUAUAGAAACGGCAUCAAGUUAAUGUAUGAAAUAACUAUUUUACCGUUCAAAUUUAAAUCUUUCUGCAUUAGGAAUGUUACAAAAACUGCACCGCAGCUCAGGCCUAACAACUUUGUCACUAUCUAAUGCUUGUAUGUGCAUGUAGUAAGUAAAAGGCUUUACGACGGUCGAUUAAGGGCACUGUAGAGUUACUCUAAAUGAGGGAGGAUGUCACGGUUAUAGAGUAUUGUUUAAGGCUGUUUAAUGCACAAUUACCAUUUACCUUAGGCCGUUAAUAAGUGAAGAAAAUUGCCCUCAGUUAACCUACAACUGAAAAAAAACAGACCUCUAGUCAAUUGCAAUGAGCCGGACCCAGAUCAAAAGAAUCCCAGAAAAUGUGUGAGCUUAGGUAAAAGGAUUUGGGAAAGCCAGGGUUGAGUCCUCCUCGCCAUCUUGGAGUGAUGCCAGGGGUUUCAGCGUACAACAAAAGUUCCAUCACAGCUGCAUGGCAUCGUUAGUGUCAUAUGGGUUUAAGGACAUUUUAAAAAAAGCAAUUUUUCGCCAUUGCUUAUUCACAUUGUUCCCACACGGAGCUGCACUACCCCACAGAUUGUCUCUACUUGGCUGUUUGUGCCAGAGUAAAGGGAAGAGCACACAGUAUGCUACGCAAGUGCUUUAUAUGGAUACUUUGACAGGGAAUUGUGUUUUCACAUUAUGAAUGAGCAUCUUUUUUGACAUCAGUGUCCUUUUUAAAAAAAGUAUUUGGAAAAUGGUCUCUCGGACAACUUUUGGUAGGUCGUUAGCGCAUAGUUCUAGUUUUAGUUAGCUGGAAAUGUCGGUGUCUGAGGAAGUUACCAUGAAUCUAGCACAGCAGAAAUUAGAUAGGAACUUUGAAUGGUGUUGCAUGUUUUAAAGACUUAUAAAGCUUUGAGUUGUAUAGGAAUGAAGGAUCUAGGUCGUGCGUUUGGCUGUGUAGAGGGAUGUUUUUUUUCUGUCACAAACAUUGGCUGGACAUUCUGUGUACAAGAAAUGUAUUUUUCUUUUUAGAAUCCUUUUAUGUGAGUUUUUUUAUUUUGUGACAUUUGCCAUCUGGGGGGAUGGGGCUGUACAAAAAGGAAUGUACGCUUUUGUUUGAGGUAUCCAUUUUUAUCUGCCUGCAGACCAGUUUCAGAAAGCAUGAGAAUCAUAAAACGUCACAUUUUUUGCACUUGAAUAAUUCUCCAUUGACAUGCUUGGAUCCUCUUCCUGCCUAGAGUUUUUCCUUCAGAUGGCAGUUUGAAAAAAAAAAAAAGAAAAGAUAAAGUCACACAUUUGUCCU